UCGCUUCAAAUUGGUUAUUCAAAGAAAAAGUUUUCCUAGCAGAUUAUUUCAUUACUUCUAAUGGUGUCAAAUCUCGAAUAUUCUAUCAUUUUCGUAUUCCGUCCGUCAAUAGUUAGUUCACUAUCGAAUUAUUCGAAGUUAUUGACAUAUCGAACACUAUUUCCAUCUCCAAGUUUUGCUGAGAUAGAUAAAUACUGAUUGUUCAUGGAUGGUCUUUACAAAAACGUCAAUCUUCAGAUUUUGUCAAUAUAUCCUUUGCAGGCAGUUUUUCCUUAAAAAUGCCAGAGGGUAAAAAUAGUUGCGAAGUUUGCCGCAAGGCGGCCAAACAGUUCUGUUCCUCAUGCAAAGCUGUGUUCUACUGUUCCAAGGAAUGCCAGAAAAGAGGAUGGAAGGAACAUAAAAACAACUGCAGAUGUUUCUCCAUUCAAGUCCAUCCUAAAUAUGGAAGGCUACUGAUCGCAACCAGAGACAUCAAAGCAGGGGAGGUUUUGCUCAAGGAAAGUCCGCUGUUGGUGGGGCCAAAAGAGAAGUCUUCUGCCAUCGUCUGCCUGGGCUGCCACCGCGCCGCAAGAGAUUACCGCUGCAUCAGAUGCCACUACCCGUUAUGUGGCCCUCAGUGCCAGACUGCCAAGUAUCACAAGGAUGAAUGUGAAGUGCUGAGUCGGGUUGAAGUACCACCUGAGUUCAACGGAGCCUCGCAGUCAGCGCUGUCUCACGUCACGGUCCUCCGGGUGUUGCUCACCCAAAAGUUUGACCACAAAACCUGGCAACUUAUUUCUGACAUGCAGGACCACUUCGCUGAAAUUAAGCGCGGGGAUCUCUAUCGCUACUUCAUGACCAACGUCGUCGACUUCCUAAUGAAAGUCGUGCAUUACGAAGAAGCCGACGAAGCAACCAUCUUGAGAGUGUGUGGUAUCCUCAUGACGAACUCGUUCGAGGUGAAGCACAACGGUUCCAGAGUGCGAGGUCUCUACCACACCGCGUCAAAGAUGGCACACUCGUGCGUUGCCAACACCAAACACGUUUUCGAGGAUGACCUUACCGGGGUGUUCAUAGCGACGCAACCGAUAACAAAGGGCACCCCCAUCACCGUUAACUACUCCCAGGUGCUCUGGAACACCAUGGCUCGGCGUCAGCAUCUUAAGAUGCUGAAGUUCUUCCUGUGCGAGUGCCCGCGCUGCUGCGACGCGACCGAGCUCGGCACUCACUUCAGCACGCUGCUGUGCGACGAGUGUGGCUCCUCAGUCGUGUCCAGGAACCCGCUCGACCUGGACGCGCCGUGGAGCUGCUCCAAGUGCCCCCAUGUGAUCUCCGCCAAACAGGUGCGAUGGGGAGACGCUGUGCUGUACAAAGAGCUUAGAGAAUUGGACAAAAGCUCCCCACGGGCUCUAGAAAAUUUCCUGGAAAAAUACAAGAAAACCUUGCAUUCCCAACACCGGUUUUUCGUCGAAGCAAAGUACGGACUUGUUAAACUCUACGGUAAUUCGCCGAACUGCAGAUUCAGAGACAUGAGUCGUACUCAGCUGGAGAACAAAGUGAACUGGAGCCGCAGUCUGCUGGAUCUGAGCGCUGUGCUGGACCCUGGACUGUCGCUGCUCAGAGGGUCGCUGUUGUUUGAGCUUCAGGCCGGCAUCGUGGCUCUGGCAAAACAUCUUCUUUCGAACGACAUUAUCACUACUGAAGGCGCUAAGGACUACAUGAAGGAGGCAGCUGAGGUUCUGCAGGAGGCAACCGCCAUCCUUAACCACGAGCCUGACAUGCGCGAUGGCGGCCUCAACGAACGACUAUCCUACAUCGCUCAAGAACUCGAGAUCUAG
Molecule: messenger RNA, 1817 nt
Organism: Hyalella azteca
Lineage: Eukaryota; Metazoa; Arthropoda; Malacostraca; Amphipoda; Hyalellidae
Product: SET domain-containing protein SmydA-8
Exons: 8
Coding region: 279-1817 (512 amino acids)
Molecular function (GO): protein binding
Source: RefSeq, a predicted model, not a curated record